AUGGAUGCUCACCCAUACUGCGAGAGCGACCACACGUUUGGGCCAACGGUGACGGGUUGUAGAGGAGACUUUGACUUUACUGUCAAAUUUGAAGACAUUGUUCUAUGCCUUCUCCCUGCUUUAGUUUUCAUUGUGUUUGGGGCUCUGAUGCUCCGCCACGUCUGCCAUGCUACCCUUUUGAUCAAAGGACUUUCAUGCCUUCUGGUGGUAAAGCUGUCACUGGGACUAGCAUAUUGGUCUCUCAACCUUUCAAUCCUCAUUAUUGGCGUCGAGUUUAACCACGAGGCAAACUGGUCGACGACAGCUCACUCAGUGUCUUUUCUCUUGUCUUCGUUAUUGCUACCCCUAGCGGUAUUGGAACACCGGCGCUCAGCAAGACCAUCAUUCCUGAUCAGCACAUAUUUUCUUUUCACGAUUCUGUUUGACGUUGCCCGAACUCGAACACAGUGGCUCAUUUACCUUGACACCGGGAAGCAUUUACUAUUGGCCAAGUUAUAUACAGUGACAGUUACGACAAAAGCCGUUUGGCUUGUGGCUGAAAGCUGGCAAAAGUCAUCAUCACCAGAGCUGUGCCUCGAAGAGAAAUCGGGCCCUCUAGAUCUUAUCACCUAUUCAUGGUUGAAUCCGCUCUUUUGCACCGCUUACUUUCAUGUGUUGAGCCUAAAAGAGCUUCCCAAGCUUGAUCGCCACCUUGCAACCGAUGAACUUUACAAAUUAUUUUGGAAGAAGGCUCGACAGGCCCGCACCGACUGGAUGCGGGAGAAGUUUGGAUUGGCAAGGCUCCUGGCCCGAACGCUGCUAUGGCAGUUGCUCCUUCCUAUAACUCCAAGACUGGCCCUUGUAGGCUUCAGAUUCUGUCAGCCUUUCCUGGUUCAUGCUCUUCUUGCUCACCUGGAGAAACCUCUGGAACAAGAGUCUUCGUGGACAAAUGUUGGAUACGGCUUUAUCGGUGCGACUGUUAUCAUCUACUUUGGAGUUGCCAUUUCGACGGCCCUAUAUUGGUAUUGUCAUGAAAGAUUUCAAUCCAUUGUUCGCGGUGUGGUAAUCGCGACUAUUUACCACAGGAUGACGGAGAUGCUCUCUGCCGACGUCAGCGACUCAGCGGCCGUAACACUGAUGAGUACUGACAUUGAACGCAUCCGUGUGGGUUUGCUUAACCUUCACGAAUUUUGGGCGACCCCCAUCGAGGUCGCACUCGCAAGUUGGUUGCUCCAUGGCCAAUUGGGUCUUGCCUUCAUCGCACCGCUGCUCGUCGUAGUUUGCGCAGUUGGCUUCUCCUUUGUCCUCAACCGCUACAUCGGACCACGCCAAAAGCGGUGGAUGGAGCGCAUACAGACAAGAGUGACUGAAACAGCAGACAUGCUGGCGAGCCUGAAACAGCUCAAAAUCUCAGCCCUGGCCAGCUCAGUGGCAGACUCCACACAGCAGUUGCGAGUUGAAGAGAUGCAGGCGGCUACGAAGUAUCGUAGGCUUUAUGUAUCGAACAUGAUCUUUGGCUUUGCACCCAUGGCACUCUGUCCUUUGGUGACGUUUGCCGUGUCAGCUCGCAACUACGAUAGCGGCACCGUGUUCACAUCUUUAGCAUACCUGGUGUUGUUGGCAGAUCCUCUUGGGAUUUUGUUUGGGGAGAUCCCCUAUCUAAUCGCUGCAUUCACGUCAAUGGGAAGGAUACAAGAAUUCGUUGCCAACAAGAGCCGACAGGAUCGUCGGCUUUUAGGUGGCGCAUCGUCCAUCCAGUUGACGAGGGACAUCGGCUUCAGAGUUGGUGAGAGCACAGGUCCGGGCAUCGCCGUUGAAAAUGCAACGGUUGGAUGGAUCGAAGGCAAGCCUGUUCUGCAAAAUAUCAGCUUCAGGGUACCAGCCUCCUCUCUCACUAUGUUGGUUGGUCCAGUCGGCUCUGGCAAAUCAACUUUGUGCCGAGCGCUGCUGUCAGAAGUUCCAUUCGUUGACGGGGAUACGAAAAUCAGCACAACUCUUGAAAGCUUUCGAUCUGCCGUUUGCGAGCAGACUCCGUAUAUAUUUAGCAGCACGGUCCGUGCCAACAUCAUCGGGCCAUCCGACUUUGACGAAGUACGCUACCAGGAGGUGCUAGAAUGCACCGCACUGUCCGUAGACUUCAAGACACUGCCCGAGGGUGAUGGCACCAGCUGCCUGGCCCUCAGUGGAGGCCAAAAGCAACGAGUGUCGAUUGCUAGAGCGCUGUACCACAACGCCGCAUUGUAUGUGCUGGAUGACACAUUCAGUGGUCUUGAUGCGGACACGGAGCUCGAGGUCUUCAUGCGAACACUGGGCCCGAAUGGAGUCCUCACCCGUCGUGGGUGCACGGUCAUCUUUGCAACGCACAACAUUAAACUGCUCCCAAUGGCACAUCACAUCAUCGCCUUAAAUGCGGACCAAACCAUUGACUUCCAAGGCGACUACCGAGGACUCACAGCAGCAGGACUCCACACCACUGUGGGCUGUUUUGAGGCUUUCACCGAGUCGAAAGUGGCAACUCAGCAUGAUCUUGACCAGCCGGAAGGUCUAGACUUUCCGACUGAGGUAGCCGGCGGCACCAGCUUUUUGUCCGAAAAGGACAGAAUGAUGGGGAACUCUGCAGUCUAUCGCUACUAUCUCGCAAGCCUUGGAAAAGUCUCAUUUGUGGCAUUCGUGCUUUUUGGUCUCGGAUGGGGCUUCUUUUACAACUUUGGAUAUAUCUGGCUCAGAUUCUGGUCGGGCGACAGGGAAUUAAACCACUCGAAUGCAUUUUACAUCGGCCUAUACGCAGUGUGGCAGUCGGCCGGCUUGGCAUCAAUUGUACUGUGCUUCUGGACCUCAUACACCAUGAUGGCGGCAGUCUCUGGCCUUCGGCUGCAUCAGUCUGCACUACAGGCUGUUAUCCACGCUCCGCUGUGCUUCACCACGGCCACUGACAUCGGAGUCAUCACCAAUCUUUUCUCGCAAGACAUGACACUCGUGGACAAUGAGCUCCCAAUGGCCAUCACUAACUUGUCCCUCGACGUCUGCAAUGCACUGGGGCUGGCCGCCAUCAUUGCGACAUCGUCGCCGUAUUUGGCGAUUGCUUAUCCGGUGCUAAUAGGCGUCUUGUAUUUCGUCCAGAAAUUCUAUUUGCGAACAUCGAGACAGGUGCGACUACUAGACCUAGAGGCCAAGAGCCCUUUGUAUACACACUUCCUCGACAUUUCUAGAGGCCUGCCAACAAUCCGAACGUUUGGUUGGGUGGAGGCUCGUAUCAGCGAGGCAAUUCGGUUUCUUGACGAUUCGCAGAGACCAACAUAUCUUCUCGCCAUGGUGCAGCGCUGGCUGCUCUUUGUCCUUCAUUGCAUUGUUGCGUGUCUCGCAAUAAUAGUGGUUGCACUGGCUACUCAAACACACUCAGACACCUCCGGAUUCACGGGCGCAAGUCUGGUCGCUCUCAUGACUUUUGGUGAUAUUCUCAACUUCAUCAUUCGCUGGUGGACACAACUCGAAACAUCGAUAGGCGCCGUUACUCGGCUGAAAGCUCUGAGCGACAAUGUGCUUCCUGAGGGUAUCAAAGAUGAGACAAGGCCCGUGCAUCUGAAUUGGCCCAACAAAGGCGGUAUCGAACUCAACGAUGUGUCAGCUUCAUACCAAAGCCUCGGCGGAGGAGGCGGGAUAUCUACGGACUCCCAAGAGCCCGGGUGCACCCCGCAUCUGGUGCUCAAAAACAUCUCAGUCUCGAUCACGGCUGGAGAAAAGGUUGCGAUUUGCGGUAGGAGCGGAAGCGGUAAAUCGUCCCUGAUACUCCUAUUGUUGCGUAUGCUCGACCCUGUAUCCUCAAGCUUCAAUGAUAUCAUGAUAGACAAUAUCCCUCUUCACUCGGUCAACAGAGCACAAGUUCGCGAGCACAUUAUUGCAAUGUCUCAAAACGCAGUCUUACUGCCCGGUCGCAUGAGCCUGAAGCAGCAACUGGACCCGCUCGGCCUCUCAACCGCAGAAGAGUGCUACUCAGUACUACAUCUUGUGAGGCUGAGCGGACUAGCCAGCCGCGCGACGGAACUAGAAAAGCCGUUUCAUCAAGAGUCACUUUCUGGAGGACAGAGGCAGCUGUUCAACCUAGCUCGCACGGUUCUCCGUGGAAGGGCUCGCACUAGAAGAAUUGGGAGCGAAGAAAAAGUGGGUGGCCUCAUUCUUCUCGAUGAGGUUACUGCAAGCGUGGACCACGACACUGAGAGAAUCAUACAAGAGGUCAUCAUGAGCGAAUUCGAGAAAUAUACCGUCAUAAUGGCACGCUUGUCCGCCAUUGUUCCAUCCAAGCCGCAGCUGUUCCAGCACAAACACAAGCAGGCAAUGAAGUCAAACGGGCUCCUUUCCGCAACUUUGUUGGGCGCCCUCUCUGUUGGUGGUGUUGCCGCAGGCAAGUUAUGCCAAGAUUACAAGAUCCCUAUCACUAUUACGACGGAGAAUGAAGUCUUCGGCUUGCCUCGAUUCCAAGACAACUUUGAUGUUGCCGACUUCAUCGAUACAAUCUCGAGCCGAACACCCCCCACAGACAUAUUCUCCGGUUCUGUGAACGAAACAGCAUCUUACACAAUAGCUGCAACAUUCUGCACUCCAGAUAGGGGAGCAUUGGCUUCUCACAAGAGCACUGUCCUAAUUGCUACUCACGGCCUGAACUAUGAUCGCGGGCAAGUCAUCUAUGUUUUACAGAUAUCUAAUCAAAGUUUACUAACAACAUUUAGUUAUUGGCAUCCGCGGAUCCAAUCAGAGAAGUACAGCUUUGUUGAUUACGCCGUCGGCCGAGGCUACUCUAUCCUCUACUAUGACCGUCUCGGAGUGGGCGAAUCUACGCAGGUGUCUGGCUACAAGAUCCAACUCUCUCAACAGGUCGCUGUGCUGCACAACAUCGCUCGCCUUGUCAAGGCCGGCAAGUACGUUAGUGACAUCGGGGUCCCUAAAAAGGUUGUCUAUGUCGGACAUAGCUUUGGCUCCUCUAUCUCAUUCGGUGCACUUGGUCUUGAACCGACUAUCGUAGAUGGAGUCAUCCUUACAGGGUUCGGUUUGAAUUCAUCCUAUAUCAGCCCCACCGAUUUCGUCAAAGCCAGCCAACCUCGCAUCGCUGCCAUACAACAACCAGGUAAAUGGAAGCAAUUGGACACGGGCUACUUGACCCCUGUUGACCUGUUUUCCAAUGUCAACACGUUUUUCAAGAAACCAGAUUAUGAUCCGGAUAUUGCCAUAUACGCAGAUGCUAAUAAACAGCCAUUUGCUGUGACUGAGCUCCUGACAGUGACUGCUUUUCGGCAGUUUCCCUAUAGCUUUACAGGGGCGGCCAUGAUCAUAACCGGAGAGUUUGACUUCAUUAUUUGCGAAUCCAAGUAG
Thyridium curvatum is the source of this 5343-nucleotide messenger RNA. RefSeq lists its product as uncharacterized. Gene Ontology annotation, molecular function: ATP binding; ABC-type transporter activity; ATP hydrolysis activity. Gene Ontology annotation, biological process: transmembrane transport. The coding region runs from base 1 to 5343 and encodes 1780 amino acids. NCBI's taxonomy places the organism in Eukaryota, Fungi, Ascomycota, Sordariomycetes, Thyridiales, Thyridiaceae. The record is from RefSeq and is a predicted model, not a curated record. The transcript is spliced from 11 exons. Gene Ontology annotation, cellular component: membrane.